AUGGCUGCUUUGGAAUGUCUGAGGGAUAUUGGGCUGGAAGAAGAAUGCCGACAAUUGGCCAGCCCAAAAGAAAGCAUGGUGCAUACCCGUUGGGGUUAUAGUAUGGCUGGCGAAGAAUAUGCACGUCACUAUGCCUGGGGGUACGGCCCAGCUUUGGAAGCGAAGUACAAAGAAGCGAGCCCUUGCGAACCGAUCGAUCUGCCGCAGACACGGCUCGAGCCAAUUCUCAUCCGCAAAGCUGCCACUAGCGGCUUCAUCACCCGAUUCGAUACGGAAUAUUUACGAUUUGAGGAUGAUGUAUCGAAGGGCAAGGUUGAUGUGAUCGUCAAAGACACCGUUUUUGGCACUACGCAUCGGAUUAGAUGCCGAUACUUGUUUGGUGCAGACGGCGCCCGAAGUGGGAUUCUUCGACAACUUGGCCUGCCGUUAAAGGAAAAUCCUGGAGGAGGGCUCGCAUGGAACGUCCUGGUCAAAGCCGAUUUGAGCAACUUCAUCACACACAGACAGGGUAAUUUGUAUUGGUGCUAUCAGCACGACGUGGACCAUCCAGACUUUGCCUGGAUCGGCUUUCCGCGCAUGCUGAAGCCGUGGGAUGAGUGGGUGUUCGUCAUGUUCCCCAUCCCAGGCUACAAGCCAGAGGUACCGCCGACUCAUGAACAGUGGAUGAAACGCAUCUGGCAAACCAUCGGAGAUGAGACGGUAGAUAUCGAGAUUCUCAACGUCAGCAGGUGGCUGGUCAACAAUAUUUGGGCCGAGAAGUAUGCGAAGGGCAAUAUCUUCUGCCUCGGGGAUGCCGUGCAUCGUCAUCCUCCCGCCAAUGGGCUCGGUUCCAAUACCUGUGUUCAAGAUGUCUUCAAUCUAGCAUGGAAAAUCGCCUAUGUUCUCAAGGGUGCGGCAAAAGCUUCUUUCGUGACUCUCCUCACGACCUGGCCGGUAAAGGCGGCUUUACAAUCUUGA
This is a messenger RNA of Exophiala aquamarina CBS 119918, 957 nucleotides long. RefSeq lists its product as uncharacterized. The coding region runs from base 1 to 957 and encodes 318 amino acids. Lineage: Eukaryota; Fungi; Ascomycota; Eurotiomycetes; Chaetothyriales; Herpotrichiellaceae. Gene Ontology annotation, molecular function: FAD binding. The record is from RefSeq and is a predicted model, not a curated record. The transcript is spliced from 2 exons.